Hevea brasiliensis (rubber tree) is the source of this 792-nucleotide messenger RNA. Its product is annotated as protein OXIDATIVE STRESS 3-like. The record is from RefSeq and is a predicted model, not a curated record. The transcript is spliced from 2 exons. Lineage: Eukaryota; Viridiplantae; Streptophyta; Magnoliopsida; Malpighiales; Euphorbiaceae. Bases 258 to 533 code for a protein of 91 amino acids.
GAAGAUGCAGUGAGAUAUGCCUUAAAAAAGUGAAUUUAUGGGUUAAGAGUUGAAUGAACAAGAGAGAGUAUCGAUAAAAGACGUGGAAUAAUAGUUCUGUUUUUGAGGCUCAACACCUUUGUCGAAACUCCAUUUUACCAUCCCUUAAUCAUUAGUCAUCUUCAUGACGGGUGAGUCCUUAUCCCCAUUGCCAUUCCCAUGAUUCCAACUGUUUUCUCUCAUAUAAAUGCUCUCAAACCUUUCUUUCCCUCACAGAAAUGGAGAAACCAGUUGAAACGAUGACCUUCGACUUGGAUUCACUGCGAAACAAUCUUCCAAAGAAGAGAGGGUUGUCAAGGUACUACUCAGGCAAAUCAAGAUCAUUUACAUGCAUUGCAGAUGUUCAGUGUCUUGAAGAUUUAAAGAAAAAAGAACACCCAGAUGCCAAGAAAAGGAAGAAAUAUUCAGAGGGGAGGGAAAUGCAAGCUCCUCCAUAUCCAUGUCGAAGGAUAUCUAGCACCACCCAAUGUGCCACGCUUUAUGUUGGUGUGUAGAUUAAUUGACCAACCAAAUUAGUUAACGAUUUUGUAGUCACGCCAAAUACAACACUUCACCCCUGAAUUUACUAAAAAAAUAUGGUAACACAAUAAACUUUUAAAAUAUCUCAUAAUAUCUUAAUUCAGUAAACAGAAGAUGUACAUGAAAUUUUUUUAAUAAAAUUCAAGAGUGAACUCAUAUAUUCCCUUGUAGUUAUUUAGCCGGGUUCACAAUUAUCAAAACAAGAAACUCUAUAUAUAAUGUUUAAUGUUUUUA